AUGCUGGGGCGCACGGAGCUGCCGUGCGCUGCCGACGCUCUGCCGGGCCGGGCGCAGCCGCAGCGCGUGGCAGCCACCCACGCUGUCAGCGGGAACCCCACGCUCCCGCCCUUCCCCGAUGGGAUGCAGGUGGCCAUUUUCGGCAUGGGAUGCUUCUGGGGAGCGGAGCGGCUCUUCUGGGAGCUCCCGGGARUCUUCUCCACUCAGGUGGGCUACGCAGGCGGCUUCACCCCCAACCCCACCUAUGAGGAGGUCCGCUCAGGGCUCACGGGGCACGCGGAGGUGGUGAGGGUCGUGUUCGACCCGCRGCAGCUCCGCUACCAGGAGCUGCUCCGGCUCUUCUGGGAGAACCACGACCCCACGCAAGGCAUGAGGCAGCAGGAGGACGUGGGCACCCAGUACCGCUCCGUCAUCUUCUCCCUGGGCCCCGAGCAGCACGAGGCCGCUCUGCGGAGCCGGGASGCCUAUCAGCAGGCGCUSAGCGCGCGGCGCCUGGGCACCAUCACCACGGGCGUCGAGCCGGCCGGAGACUUCUUCUACGCCGAGGACUGGCACCAGCAGUACCUGCACAAGGUGCCCUCGGGCACCUGCGGCCUCAGGGGCACCGGCGUCCCCUGCCCCGUCGGCAUCCGGCGCCGCCACGCGGCCCCUGCCCCGCAGCUGCGGUGUCACCGUCCUGGAAUGCCACCUUCCUGA
Messenger RNA from Nothoprocta perdicaria, 696 nucleotides. Its product is annotated as peptide methionine sulfoxide reductase MsrA-like. Gene Ontology annotation, biological process: cellular response to oxidative stress. Lineage: Eukaryota; Metazoa; Chordata; Aves; Tinamiformes; Tinamidae. The transcript has 8 exons. Gene Ontology annotation, molecular function: peptide-methionine (S)-S-oxide reductase activity. The coding region runs from base 1 to 696 and encodes 231 amino acids. The record is from RefSeq and is a predicted model, not a curated record. Gene Ontology annotation, cellular component: cytoplasm.